AUGAAAGUGAAAGACAGCACUUCAGAGUGGUACUGCAGAACAGUAACGUCAGUUUCUCUCCAAGACUUACACCAAAGACACACAGAAAUGUCUGCAACCUGUCUCGUAUCUGAAGACCAGUUUCUGUGUCCCAUCUGUCUGGAAGUGUUCACUGAACCAGUCACCUUACCAUGUGGACACAACUUCUGCAAGAAGUGCAUCACACAACACUGGGAUGUUAACAUCCAGUGUCAGUGUCCUGUGUGUAAAGAUACCUUUGAUAAAAGACUUGAGCUGCGGGUCAACAUAUUCAUAUCUGAAAUGGCUGCUCAGUUCAGGAAAACAACUCAAAACGAAUCCAGCAGCUGUGUAGUCCAAAGAUGUCCCAAUAUUGGAGAAGUGCUCUGUGACGUCUGCACUGAAUCCAAAGUGAAAGCUCUCAAGUCCUGUCUGGUGUGUCUGACCUCCUACUGUGAGACUCACCUGGAGCUUCAUGAGAAGAUCACUGGCAUGACCAGACACAAGCUGAUUGACCCUGUAGAGAACCUGGAAGACAGGAUGUGUAAGAAGCAUGAUAGACCUCUGGAGAUGUUCUGUAAGUCUGAUGACAUAUGUGUGUGUGUCAGCUGCACUGAGUCAGAUCACAAGCUCCAUCAUGUUGUUCCCUUCACUGAAGAAUAUGAAGCGAAGAAGACCGAGCUGAGAGAAGUAGAGGCUGACAUUCAGAAGAUGAUUCAGGAGAGACAAUUUAAGAUUGAGGAGAUCAAAGAGUCAGUGAAGCUGAGUAAGGAAGAUGCAGACAGAGAGACAGCAGCCAGUGUGCAGGUUUUCACUGCUCUGGUCCAGUCUGUAGAGAGAGGUCUGGCUCAGCUCACUGACACCAUUAAAGAGAAGCAGAAAGCAACAGAGAGACAGGCUGAAGGCUUCAUCAAAGAGCUGGAAGAGGAAAUCUCUGAGCUGAUGAAGAGAAGCUCUGAGGUGGAGCAGCUGUCACACAAUGAAGAUCAUCUCCACUUCCUCCAGAGCUACUCAUCAUCACUGAACACUGCUCCACCCACCAAAGAUUGGACCGAGGUCAGAGUUCACUCAUCGCAUGAGGGGACAGUGAGGAGAGCUGUGGCUCAGCUGGAGGAGACCAUCAGUAAAGAGGUGAAGAAGCUGGGUGCUGAUGUGGAGCUGAAGAGGGUCCAGCAGUUUGCAGUAGAUGUGACUCUUGAUCCUGAUACAGCACAUGCAGCUCUCGUCUUGUCUGAGGAUGGCAAACAAGUUCAUUAUAAAGAUAGCAGGCAGAAUCUUCCAGACAACCCAACAAGAUUUUCCACGUGUUCUUGUGUUGUAGGAAAACAGGUAAUCUAUUCAGGGAGAUUUUACUAUGAAAUUCAAGUUAAAGGGAAGACGGAAUGGGAUCUAGGAGUUGCCAGAGAGACAAUAAACAGAAAGGGAAAACUCAUAACUAGCCCACAGACAGGACUUUGGGUUGUUUGUUUAAGAAAAGGAAAUGAGUACAAAGCUUGUGCUGGCCCUACUGUAUCUCUGACUCUAAAGUCCCAGCCUCAGAAGGUGGGGGUGUUUGUGGACUAUGAGGAGGGUCUGGUCUCAUUUUAUGACGUAGAUGCAGCAGCUCUCAUCUACUCCUUUACUGGCUGUAACUUCUCAGAGAAACUCUACCCCAUCUUUGGUCCAGGUACAAGUGACAACAGUAACUUUGCCCCUCUGAUCAUCUCUCCUGUCGUUCGCAUUUGCCUUCCGUAAGAGCUACAUUGUUUUUCAAGUGACUGAAGCUAUGCCUAAUGGAAUAAUUGCUUAAGUAAUUUUUUGACUUACCAUUAUAAUAUAAAUAAAAAUGUAGAAACCAGCGCUUAGUCAUUUAUCCUGGAUAUCAAGAUUCAAGACUCAAGAUUUUUAUUAGCCAUUUGUGACAGACCACAGUCCAGAUGCAUUGGAAUUCUCGUGCAGGGCUCUCUUGUGAUCAACAGAAAGAAGUAAAACACUUCAAACAAGAGAAUAUAAAAAAUAAAAUGAAAAAGAUAAAAUAUAAAGAGGUAACAGGGCAGAUAUGGAGACUAUAUACAUAUAUGACAUUAGCAGGUAUGGUGUUAUGAAUCUAAAUCCUACUUUUGUGCAAUGGGCCCCUGAUCUGUGAUUGAAGCUUAUAAAUGGUUUGCAUCUUGUGGGGAAGUUUCUGCAAGAGAGUUUUUUUUUCACGUGUUAUGUUUAUUGUUUUUUUGUUUGUUUGUUUGUUUUAUGUUUUGUUUUUUCAUGGAGAGGAUCAUAAGAUCAUCUAGCACACUUUUCCUAUGUGGACAUGAAGACCUUUUGUUGUUGCGAUCUUAACAAUACCUUAUUCUUCUUUGCUCUGAAUGUACCAAACUGAUGACUUGACCACUAAUGUAUCUGUUCUCUCUCCCAUCGAUUCUAUUUUAUUUAGUUUUGCAGGCUGAGGAUGGUUGGUUUUACUCACAGCAGUUUUCCAUUUUUCAGUGUGUUUGUGUGCGUAAAUUAUGUUGAAAUAAAGUGUUCCAUCUCAGGAAUAAAAUGA
Molecule: messenger RNA, 2518 nt
Organism: Mugil cephalus (flathead mullet)
Lineage: Eukaryota; Metazoa; Chordata; Actinopteri; Mugiliformes; Mugilidae
Product: E3 ubiquitin-protein ligase TRIM39-like
Exons: 2
Coding region: 1-1731 (576 amino acids)
Molecular function (GO): protein binding; zinc ion binding
Source: RefSeq, a predicted model, not a curated record